Molecule: messenger RNA, 3907 nt
Organism: Podarcis lilfordi (Lilford's wall lizard)
Lineage: Eukaryota; Metazoa; Chordata; Lepidosauria; Squamata; Lacertidae
Source: the annotation of a GenBank genome assembly
AUGGAUGAGCAAGACUCAGCUGGGCCUGAAGCAGGAAGAGGCCAUUCCAUCCAAAUUCUUAGCCAGAGAAUAAUCUGGGGAAAGUCUGCCCAGAGGAUCCUGAGUGAGGAGGACACCCUCCGCUCAGAUGUGCAGAGCCAGCAGCUCGGGCGGCUUUGCUACCAGGAGGCCAAAGGACCCCGAGAGGUUUGCAACCGACUCUACCACCUUUGCCGUCAGUGGCUGAAACCAGAAACCCACACGAAAGCUGAGAUGCUGGACCUGGUGAUCUUGGAGCAGUUCCUGGCUGUCCUUCCACCAGAGAUGGAGAGCUGGGUGAAGGAAUGUGGAGCGGAGACCAGUUCCCAGGCGGUGGCCCUGGCCGAAGGUUUCCUGCUAAGUCAGGCAGAGGAGAGAAAGCAGGCAGAGCAGCAGGUGAGAGAGACUUUCCUCUGGAUACUCCCAAGGGGCUCCGAACUUGAGGGAGAGUAUCCCCCAAUUCUCUACUAAUUUUGUCAUCCUUUUUUUGGAAAGGAUCCGAGGAAUGAAAUCUGAUACCCCUAAAGUGUGUAUGUCCUUUGCCAUUCCAGUUCUAAUCUAAUAGUUUUGAUUGCUUGUUGCUCUUGCAGGAGAAGGAUCAGUUUCCAGAAAUGGGUCUGGAUUCCUCUAAGGUCGAGAGAUCUCCGUUGGACUCCAGAGUAAGGCCACUGGGUAAGGAGGAAGGAGUUUUUUCUUCCCCAUUUUGUCACAUUAUGUUUUUUUUUGAAACUAAUUUGUGAGUUUUCUACAUCUUUUUUGAGAAGACACAUGAAGCCCAGAGGAGGGGAGAUGUAUUUUAGCACAACUAAUAUGUGAAAUGGUUACUAACGUCCACAUUAACGUGGCUGUUCUUACUUUUUGGAAGGCCCACCUAUAGCUUUCUUUCUAAGUGAAGCAUGCACUUACCUUUUUCUCUCGUAGGAGACCGAACGAUACCAGCAAGACCUGUUUAUCCAUCUUUUCUUGGUGGCAAAGGGGAAGCUGCCCCUGUGGAACCAGAGCAGGUAGGAGGAAGGAGCCAUGUGGGGAAAGAGGAUGUCAUGGACGGGUUGGACACAGAGGAAAGGUGGGAGGGACCGCCAAGGAAAGAAGGGUUGAAUGCUAAAAUCGCCUUCUAAGCAGUUUACACACCACACCAAACCCCAUCAGUCGCAUAAUGGGGCUUUCCCCCACUCAUCCCCCUGUCAUUGCCCCCCUGCGCACCUUGAAGUUGUCUAAGAGGACAACCUUUUUUGUUUUCUUUUAGGAUCCAGUGUGCUUUGAAGAUGUAGCUGUGCAUUUCACAGACGAGGAGUGGGCGUUGCUGGAUCCUGACCAGAGAGCUCUGCACAAGGAAGUCACGGAGGAGAAUCGUGGGAUCUUGGACUGUCUCGGUAAGGCGUCCUCUUGGAUCAUCCUAUCUGCUUUGAAAUUCAAGAUAUAUCUCUAUGGGAGGAACCUCUGAUUUUUCGAUGGGGCUCAACAGCACCACCCACAGCCCCUGGGAUUCUAACACUCCCACAGAAAACCUUGGAUGGAAGACUAUUGACUGUUUUCCCUGUGAAUAUUCUUCCUCCAGUUCUGCCUUUUCAAAGCAUGAAACCCAGCCAGAUGGGCGGGUUAUAAACAAUAAAAUUAUUACAAUUAUUAUCAUUAUCUCAAUCAUGCCUCCCCCCCUCCAAGAUGGCUCCCCUUUUGGUCUUGAAGGGCUGGCCUGUCUGCAGCCCCACAGCCUCCCAUCAGGGCCCCUUCACCAGGGGCAGCAGUAGAGGAAGGGCCUCAGGAAAGCAGCCAUGACUCCAACAGGACUGGGAACCAUCUGGCCAGAUUCAGAGGAGCAGGAGAAGAAGGAAGGCUGACCCCUCUCCUUCCCCGCAUAGGGCCAGGGCCGCCAGAGGCGCAGGGUGCUGAGCAGGGGGAAAGGAGCUCAGCUAAAGAGCCUCUGGGGGAGAUAAGAUAACCCUCCGUAUUUUUCCCAGGCUCCUCUGAACUGCACAAGGCCUUCUUAAAUGUAGGCUUCAAAGUGAUUCAUGAAGUUCAAGUAGCUUCUGUCAGAUUUUUUGUUUCCGUUCUUGCUUCUUUCUGUCCUGGGUUGACCAAAGAGACGAGUGACAUUGGAGGUGGCACAGAUCCCAUGUUUGGGCCAAACAAAAUCCAUCCCAGAAAAUAACCAGGCUGUUUGAAUCUCAGGCAGUGAACCCUGCAGGAAGACCUCACAUCUAACUCCUUUCAGUUCUUCCUGAAUCACAAACAUUAAUUAGCACUGCUCCCUGAUUUGGGGCUCCAUUGCUUCCUGAGGCUCCAAUCUGUUUCUCUCUCAGUUCCAGGUGGUGAUGAAUUGGAGCUGAAGAACGAAGGAGACCACGACAAAAGUUACAGAGUGGGGAAGUCAUAUCCAUAUUCAGAGUGCAGAGAGAGCUUCAGUCAGAGCUCCCAUUCCACUUCAAAUCAAAGAAAUCCCCUUGAGAAGAAACCCUAUCAGUGCUUGGAAUGUGGAAAGAGCUUCAGACAGAGAAGCAAGCUCACUGUCCAUCAGAGAAUUCAUACAGGGGAGAAACCCUAUCAGUGCCAAGAGUGUGGAAAGAGCUUCAGUCAAAAGGGCAGCUUAACUACCCAUCAGAGAAUUCAUACAGGGGAGAAACCUUAUUAUUGCUUGGAAUGUGGACGGGGCUUCAUUGACAGACGCCAGCUCACUGUCCAUCAGAGGAUUCAUUCGAGGGAGAAACCUUAUCAGUGCUUGGAAUGUGGAAAGAGCUUCAGUAAGAGCAGCCAGCUCACUUCCCAUCACAUACUUCAUUCCGGGGGGAAACCAUAUCAGUGCUUGCAAUGUGGAAAGAGUUUCACUUGGAAAAUAAGUUUCACUUCCCAUCAGAGAAUUCAUACAGGUGAGAAACCAUAUCACUGCUUGGAAUGUGGAAAAAGCUUCAGCCACAGAGGCCUUCUCAAUGUCCAUCAAAGAAUUCAUACAGGGGAGAAGCCAUAUCAGUGCUUGGAAUGUGGAAAGAAAUUCACCCAGAGUUCCCAUCUCACAACCCAUCACAGAAUUCAUACAGGGGAGAAACCCCAUCAGUGCUUAGAAUGUGGAAAGAGAUUCAUUGAGAAGGCCAAACUCACGAUCCAUCAAAGAAUUCACAGCGAGGUGAAAAUAUUUCAGUGCCAAGAAUGUGGAAAGAGCUUCAGACACAAAGGCCAGCUUAAUGUACAUCAAAGAAUUCAUACAGGGGAAAAACCCUAUCAGCGCUUGGAAUGUGGAAAGAUAUUCGGAAUAAAAAGCCAGAUCACCUUCCAUCAGAGAAGUCAUACAGGGGAGAAAACCUAUCAGUGCCAAGAGUGUGGCAAGAGCUUCAGAAAAAAGAACAGUUUUACUUCCCAUGAGAGAAUUCAUAAAGGGGAAAAACCUUAUCAGUGCUUGGAAUGUGGAAGGGGCUUCAUUGACAGACGCCAUUUCAAUGUCCAUCAGAGGAGUCAUUCGGGGGAGAAGCCCUAUCAGUGCUUGGAAUGUGGAAGGGGCUUCGUUGACAGACGCCAGCUCACUGUCCAUCAGAGGAUUCAUUCAGGGGAGAAACCCUAUCAGUGCUUGGAAUGUGGAAAGAGUUUUACUUGGAAAACAAGUUUCACUUCCCAUCAGAGAGGUCAUACAGGGGAGAAACCAUAUCAGUGUUUUGAAUGUGGAAAGAGCUUCAUUCUCAAAGCCCUUCUCCGUGUCCAUCAAAGAAUUCAUACAGGGGAGAAGCCAUAUCAGUGCUUGGAAUGUGGAAAGAAAUUCACCCAGAGUGCCCAUCUCACAACCCAUCACAAAAUUCAUACAGGGGAGAAACCCUAUCAGUGCUUGGAAUGUGGAAAGAGAUUCAUUGAGAAGGCCAAACUCACGAGCCAUCAAAGAAUUCACAGCAAGAGAAAACUAUUUUAG